Molecule: messenger RNA, 2658 nt
Organism: Cucurbita moschata (crookneck pumpkin)
Lineage: Eukaryota; Viridiplantae; Streptophyta; Magnoliopsida; Cucurbitales; Cucurbitaceae
Exons: 2
Coding region: 342-2345 (667 amino acids)
Molecular function (GO): protein binding
Source: RefSeq, a predicted model, not a curated record
UUCAAACAUAACGCAAAAUGACAAAAGACGGAAGAUUUUGGGAAGAAAAACGUUGGGAGAGAGGAGAGGAGACAGCAACUUGACCAAAUUAAAACCGCUUCCCCUUCGCAUUUCCCCCAACGAAAUGGUCGGAAAGAAGAACUUGAUCGAAGCAUGUUGACACUAUUUCGCCUGAGAUCGCGACCUUUUCGAAAGCCCUAGAUCCUGCGAAACAAACAAAAGAAAUCCAGGUAAGUUUUCGACGAAACGCUCCUGUUCCCAGAUCCGAACAGAAUCAGAGAUCCGAAAUUUAAGUUCACUCUGUAUGGCGAGGUAUUGAAUAGCUUCUCCUAGCUUAUUGAAUGGCGAAUCCGUGGAAAGGCAAGCUUCUUUUCAUAUAUUUUCUAUUCGUUUUUGGUAUUCCCUAUGUUUCUAGGGAUUUUGUAUGUUGUUCCAGCUCCUUGGAGCUGAACCAAUCUGAAACUGAAGUCCCUUAUGAAACUAGACAGUAUGAUGUACUGAAAAAUCUCGAAGAGUUAGUGAGAAACCUUAGCGAUGUAGUUAGUAAGUUGGAGCUGAGGUUAUCUAAUAUUCCCACGGCGGUGCAUAGAGAUGUGAAGUUGAAUACUGAUGCUUCGAGGCGGGUAGUGCCUGAGGUGGUUAGUUUAGGCGGGGGUAAAGAAGAUGGUUUGAAUGAUGGUGGACAUGGCGCUUUGGACACUAGAGUUCAAGAUGGGGGUAGAGGGAGAGCUGUUUCAGUGACCAAAUACAGUCCAUUUUGGUCUGAGAGGUUCCACUUUUUGUCGGCUGUAAAACUGGAGUCUGAUGCUACUUCUAUCAAUGUCUUGCCGCUCAGGGAUUUUGAGGGGCAUAGCAAGUAUGUAGCUGUUGGAGAUGAGACAGGGAGGAUUUAUGUCUUUGUGAGAAAUGGAGAUGUUGCGGUUGAGCUUCGUACGGUGUCUGGAUCGCCCAUUACUGCAAUGCUUUCGUAUAUGUCUAUUUAUAAGAACGAGACCCUUCUGGUUACGGGGCACGAGAGCGGGGCGAUCUCGAUGCAUCGGAUUUGGGAGGGAUCAAAUGGGGAGGAGUCGAAUUCGAUUUUCAUGGAACAUGUUUUGGAAUUUGUGGUCACUGAUGGUCGAGAGGAGAAGUCGCCAAUUUCCAUAUUGGAAGUUCAUCAUGUUGGGAGGACCAGGUACAUUCUGUCUUCAGAUGUCAAAGGAAAGAUCAAGGUUUUCAGAGAAGAUGGUACAGUUUAUGGUUCUGUCAUGCCGACGAGUAGGCCGAUAGCAUUCUUGAAGCAGAGGCUUUUGUUCUUGACAGAAACUGGUGCUGGGUCAUUGGAUUUGAGGAGCAUGAAACUUAGGGAGUCCGAAUGCGAGGGAUUGAAUUAUUCUCUAGCUCGAAACUACGUGUUUGAUGCCACAGAGCGAUCUAAAGCCUAUGGUUUUACAUCAGAUGGCGAUUUAAUUCAUGUUAUGUUGUUGGGAGAUAUAAUGAACUUUAAAUGCAGGGUUAGAUCUAAGAAGAAGUUUGAGCUUGAUGAACCACUUUUCUUUCAGGCAGUUAAGGGUUAUUUGCUUGUGAUUGGCAGCGAGAAGGUUCAUGUUUUCAACGUGUCGUCGCAGCAUUAUGUUAGAGUCGGUGCACCGAGGCUUCUAUUUUCGGCUCGUUUAGACGAGAUCAGGUCAUCUUUCCUGAACAACCAGAAUUUGGAUUUAGAGUCUCAAGGAAAAUUUAUACCCUUAAUAUCUAGUGAUCGUGAAAAGCUUGUGGUUCUUGGACUAGGAGGUGGAUAUAUAGGAAUGUAUCGCUCUAAUCUUCCAAUUUAUAAAGGAGAGUUCAACACAAUGCUCUGGACAAGCCCUGUUCUGUUUUUCAUACUAUUUCUCUUUGGAGCUUGGCAGUUCUUUGCCAAGAAAAAGGAGGCACUCACUUCAUGGGGACCCGAUGACCCUUUUACUGCCACUUCACCAACUACCGGAGCUCCACUGGGAACUGGAUCGACCGAGCGAACGUCUUUCAUAGACACUCCUUCGAGAAGUACUGAUAUGCGAACAUCUUUCAUAGACACUCCUUCGAGAAGUACUGAUAUGAUGGAUCUCAGAGGAGGCAGCGGCCUAAGAGGACCGCCACGGCGUUAUGGUUCUCCUACAGGGUAUCCUGGCGGGGUAACGAGUUCUUUUAGGCCAGCUACGACAAGUGACCAUAGCUCGAGACAGGCUGCAGUUGAUCCAAAUUAUAGAGCAGCUUCUGAGCUCAAAUUUAGGGGAUCGCCGUUAGAACCUCCGGGAUUUCCGAAACGAAGGGAGCCUCUAUUUGCAAACAACCAGGUGGUGAAUCAGGUGGUGGAUGAAAGCAGUUAAAGGAAAAGUAGGUAUCAGCUAGAAAUCUUUGCUUCAUAGAGUUCAAGUUCUUGAAUCCUGAUUACGUUAUCUUUUUUCCCAAUUGCUCGUUUGCAUUUGCUGGUCGGUACGAACGUGUUUGAUCUCGCUAUAUUACUAUAUCUCUAUGUUUCUAGUUGCAUGCAAAGGAGAAGGAAAAAAAAAAAAAAAAAAAAGAGUGAAAUAAUGCAAUUUUCUUCUUGAAAUUGUUGUUCACCUUUGCAUACUUCUGCUGAUUCCAUCAUGCCUGCUCAAUGUUUUAACGGUCUUUAACUUAAAUUCAAGUUCUUCAUGA